AUGGUUUGGGUGAAACCGGAGUUUUUACACAUUGGCCAGCCGUUUUGGUCCACUGAACUAGAAUGCGAGUAUUUUGCUGUCCAACGGCGAAAAGGACAUGGAACAAAAGGGUUCUCGUCAGUUGUGGUGGCGACAAUUGACUCGGUUUUUGACACUCGGCCACCACCGUUUCGAAUCAUCUACAAGUAUGAGAACGAUGAAAUUCAAGUGGCUAUUGUCAUUGCUGCAGCUGUUCGAAAAGCUGAAAUUAUGGAUCACUGGAAUUGGAUACAAAAGAACAUCAUGCCUACUCUAGGUUCGUUCUCAACCGAGAAAGAUGUCCGAGCAUUCGUGAUCGGGAAAGUGGAGAGCCUGGUUUUCAUAGCGGCUGAAACUUCGGGAGCAAGUGAUGAGUUGGACUCACUAACUACUCGAUCAGUUCUGCAUAAAUUUAUAACUCUAUUUUCUCUGACCCCUGAUGAGAAACUCGUUAAUUAUUAUAACUGCUGUUACUGGAAUAACCGUUUUCCUAACCAAGGACAAUUAUUUUUAUCUGUAAAUUUUCUCUGUUUCUAUUCGUUUGUCAUUGGAAAUGAAGUGAAAAUCAAGUUAAAGUGGACAGAUAUAACGAAGCUUGAGAAAGUCUCUACUCUUUUGUGGCCUCAAAGCAUACGAGUGGUCACCCGUCAAGAUAGUUUCGAGUUUUCAAUGUUCAUUAAUUUCGAAGAAACUUUCAAGUUAGCAUCACAGCUGGCCAACAUCGCAAUGAAACAAUUGAUUGAAGAAGAGGGAUUUUGUGAAGAUGUGGACCUCUUACACAAAGCCCUUCUUGAAAGCGGGCGAAAGCGAGCGAGGAAAACUUCAUCAUCAUUCCUCAAACGGGAUCUGGACGCUAGGCAGCGCAGUGAAAGUUACAGGUUGGUCAAUGUUUGGGCUAAUUUGUGCUUUUAA
This is a messenger RNA of Ostertagia ostertagi, 930 nucleotides long. Lineage: Eukaryota; Metazoa; Nematoda; Chromadorea; Rhabditida; Trichostrongylidae. The record is from the annotation of a GenBank genome assembly.